Molecule: messenger RNA, 576 nt
Organism: Brachypodium distachyon (stiff brome)
Lineage: Eukaryota; Viridiplantae; Streptophyta; Magnoliopsida; Poales; Poaceae
Product: phytosulfokines 4
Exons: 2
Coding region: 136-399 (87 amino acids)
Biological process (GO): cell population proliferation
Cellular component (GO): extracellular region
Molecular function (GO): growth factor activity
Source: RefSeq, a predicted model, not a curated record
CCGCUCCUCUCAUCUCAAACCAUCAACAACCGCAGGCAGUUCGUUGGCAUCCUCAUCACUUUCUCCCGAGGCCUCCGGCCCCAAGAAACAACAGAGCAGCACCAACUAAUCCAAAUCCAUUCGAUUGAUCCAUCCAUGGCGAGAGCGACGAGGACGUCGACCAUGGUUCUCGCGGCGGCGCUAGCCACCCUCCUCCUUCUCGCAUCCGCCCCCGCGCUCGCCACGGCCGCCCGGACCGCGCCGGCGGCCGACAAGGCAUCUCCCGACGAGAAGAGUUCGACGGCGGCGGCGGCGGACGUGGAUUGCGAGGGCGGCGCGGAGACGGCGGAGGAGUGCCUGGCGAGGAGGACGCUGGCGGCGCACACCGACUACAUCUACACCCAGGAGCACCACAACUAGUUGAUUCUCUGUAAUUCACUAGUACUCUAUAGCGUUUGAUUAUCCAUAAAGCAGAUCAGCCAUGCAUGCACCGAUCUUAAUCAUCGCGCCUAUUUCAAGUGUACCGCCUGCGUCGAUCCGUCGCCAGCUGAACCAUGCGCUUCAUAAAACUAAUUAAGCUUUUUUUAUAUAUGUUCA